Portunus trituberculatus (swimming crab) is the source of this 6922-nucleotide messenger RNA. RefSeq names its product MAGUK p55 subfamily member 7-like (gene metro). The transcript is spliced from 13 exons. Gene Ontology annotation, molecular function: protein binding. Bases 176 to 1924 code for a protein of 582 amino acids. The record is from RefSeq and is a predicted model, not a curated record. Lineage: Eukaryota; Metazoa; Arthropoda; Malacostraca; Decapoda; Portunidae. Gene Ontology annotation, cellular component: cell-cell junction; plasma membrane.
GGGAGAGGUGGGAGAGGAGAGAGUGAGUGUGUGCAGACGACAACAUGGCCAGCAUCUGAUAUCGACUUGGCCAUGUAUUCUGACGGUUUCUGCUUCAAAUUAUGACAUUCUGCUCACCUGCUAUUACCAGAUGCACAUAAAGCAUUGGUGGUGCUGAGCGGACUCAUUCACCGGCAUGACAGCUGUGAUGGCCGCUGGAGACUCAGGUAGCCUGUCGCUGGGUGGGUUAUUGUCCUCCCUGGAGAAGGCAAGAGUCCAGCUAGACAGCGAUGAAGAGGAUUUUGGUUUCCUGGCAGACCUGCUCAAGUCCCGGGAGCUCCAGGCCCUUGUUAAUGUACAUAACAAGUUUCCUCUUUCUCAGAUCAACCGCACCCGGAAGACAUGCCAGGCCCUCAUGUCCAAUGCAGAGGAGAUCGGAAUCUCUAUAAUGAAAGAGAUUCAUGGCUGCACCAUUCCCACGGGAGACGCCAUUGAACUGUUUGCCAUCUUGCAGUCUCCACACCUACAGGGCGUCCUUCAGGCUCACGACAGCAUUGCAGCGAAGGACUUUGCUCCACACCUGCCAGAGAUACCUGUAGAAGUGGAUGAGGAUGAAGAGACAGUCAAGAUUGUACAGUUGGUGAAGAGCAAUGAGCCGAUGGAAGGAAAGGGAGCAGAGCCAAUUGUGGGAGCCACCAUCAAGCAGGAUGACCGCACUGGUGCCAUUAUCAUUGCCCGCAUCAUGCAUGGAGGUGCUGCGGACCGCUCAGGACUCAUCCAUGUUGGGGAUGAGGUGCUGGAGGUGAACAAUUUCAAUGUGGUGGGCAAGACACCAGCUGAUGUCCAUAAGAUCUUAAUGCAGGCGGAGGGCACCAUCACCUUCAAGCUGCUUCCGGCUGGCAGUUCGGCUCACCUGCGGGAGAGCAAAGUGCGGGUCCGUGCCUACUUUGACUACGACCCCAAAGAGGACAAGCACAUUCCAUGCAAAGAGGCAGGACUUCCCUUCAAGAAGAUGGAUAUCCUGCAUAUAGUGACCCAAGAUGAUCCUUACUGGUGGCAGGCAAGGAAGGAAGGUGACCGGAACAUGAGGGCUGGACUCAUUCCUUCACGGCAGCUUCAGGAAAGACGCAUCCUUGCUCACCGCCAGGACCAGACUGCCAAUGGACAGAUUGCAGGCUGCAUUCUUCCCAAGUCUCCCAGCUGCCGACCAUCGCCCAAGGUGAAGAAGAUAAUCUACGAUGCUUCAGAGAGCGAGGACUUUGACCGGGAGGAGGUGCCCACAUAUGAGGAAGUGGCACGCCUCUACCCUCGCCCUGGUCUGCCCCGACCUGUGGUGCUGAUUGGUCCACCAGGGGUCGGCCGCAACGAACUCAAACGACGCCUGGUGGCUCUUGAUGUGGAUAAGUACAGAACACCUGUGCCUAUGACCUCACGGCCUCCCAGACCUGGUGAGGUUAACAACAGGGACUAUCAGUUUGUUACACGGGAUGAACUGGAGGAGGAGGCAGCAGCAGGCACUCUGGUGGAGCAUGGGGAGUUCAAGGGCCACCUGUAUGGUACCUCGGCAAUCACCCUCAAGAGCAUGAUCAAUGCUGGCUAUGUUGUGAUACUUACUCCUCACUACCAGGCCCUCAAGUACCUGAGAACUGCAGAGUUCAAACCCUACGUGAUAUAUAUCAAGCCUCCUACUCUGGCUGUGCUCAAGGAAACAAGACUGGCAGCUCAUGCACGCUCAACCUUUGAUGAAAAUAACUCCAGGGGUUUCACUGAGGAUGAGUUCAAGGACAUGCUGAAAGCAGCAGCUAGGAUAGAAUUCCACUACUCCCACUGGUUUGAUGAGGUGGUAGUGAAUGAUGAGCUCUCUUCUGCCUUUGAGCUCCUUGUCACAGCCGUCAACAGGGUGGAGACGGAGCCACUGUGGGUCCCUGCCUCUUGGGUGCAAUAAUCCCUGACAUUUGGUGGUGCCUUCCUGGCACACUCUGUCUGUUAAGUGGUUGAAAGUUGAGAGCCCAUGUAGGUGGGUGAGAAGUAAUGCUAUAUUGGUAUAGUAUUCUUGAAUGUACAUAGGACUAAAAUAGGUUUACAGUCUCAUUAUUGUUUAAAUUGACAGUUAAAAGUACAGUUACCAAGAAUUGAUCAUCUGCUAUUGUUUGUCACUAAAAGUCAGGAACAAUGAUGUGGAGACCUUUAACAUUUGCAGAUGGUUAAUUUUUGUGUGUACGUCUCAUCAAAACCUGCUAGAUUAAUGUUCUGUCACAUGAGUGCAUCUCCAACUCUGGCAACACAUUCCACAAGUCAUGCCAGGGAGAGAGGCAUUAUAAUGGUCAACCCAUUGUCAGUAAAUCAACACUUAAAACUGUUUAUCACCUCACUCUGAUAUUUCUGUCAAAUAAGUCAUGCCAUUGGAAAUACAGUUGUGGACUAGAGCUUACUCCUGAGUGUUAGGAUUAGGAAUGUACUGAUUUACCAGUAUUGAUAUUGAUAGUAGCAACCUAUUUCUGGAUGGCCAGUAUCCAAUGUUGCUGAUGGUUUGACUGCCUUCAAGUCUCUUUACCUACUUGUUUAUAUAGCUUAUUUAUUAUUUCUUGUGUGUAUGUAUAUGUGAGCAGCAGUCAUAAUCCAUCUAUUUCCUUUGUGCUUCACUAGAUGCAGCAGAUCCCAGUCAGCUAUUUAACUGAGAGAUGCAUUGAGCUCUUUGAUUUUUUUUUUUUUUUUUUUUUUUUUUUUUUUUUUUUUUUUUUUUUUUUUUGUCUCCUUAAUCUUGGUCAGUUUUACCUUUUGAGUUUCAGUGUGGAUAUGGACAAGAUGGAAAAUGAACUACAGGACUGAUGGACUGUUGGUGGAUGAUAUAUAAAGCAAGUCAUGCAACCUGACUUUUGAUUAAUAAGUUCACUUUUCAGUAGUAGGUGCUCAUUUUGUGGGUUUACACAUAACUUGGGUUUCUUAAAGGCAAGUGAUUGGCUCUUGUCUGAAGCAGAGAAUCAGAGAUACAAGUAUGUGCAGCAGACAUGGCAACAUGGUGUUCUGCUUCUACGAGUAUUUUCCUUUCCCUGCAAUACCAUCACAUGCAGUUCAUGAUAUUUGUUUUGUUUGUAAUAGUUUGAUGAUUCUCAUGACUUUGCCUUGCUGUCACUUGUGUUUGUAUGAUGUUACUUCUCUUCAUGUGGAUUGCUGCUGCAUGAAUUUAAGUCAACUGGUUUAUCAAUUAUUACAUCUUUAAUCUUUGGGUAAUGUAGAACUGUGCAUGAAUAUUGGUGUGUAUCAGUAUCAGCAAAGUAUUGGAGUAUUAAUAUUAUUAUCCACUCAGGAAUGAGUAUCGGUAUCAUUAUUGGUAAAAGAUAUUGGUAUCAGUACAUUCCUAGUCUGUAUUGUUUGAAAUAGUGGUGUAGUCAACUAUUAUGACCGCGUGGAAGCAAAUGCAAUCAGGAAUAAUCCCGGUUAGUUUGUGUAUUUUUAGGCUCUUUGACCUCCCAUUCCAUGUACUGUGCAUCAAAGCUGCCAAAACUACACUAGAAACAUACAAGUUACAGGCUGACACACAAAGACUGUUGUCAAAAUGGUGAAGAUUGAGGAACAAUAAGAUAGUGCCAUGACAUCAGAAAUGCAGAUUGUGGCAGUUGUUGUGGGUUAGUGCAGCAAUAACAACUCUCGUCAUGUAACACAUGCCAAGAGGAGGUUGUCAGGGGAGAUGUAGAGUUCCUCACCAUUUGUGGUAGCAAGUACUAGUGUGGUGUUGAGACUCGGCCCUCAGCCAUUACAUCUCUCUUUACUUUUUGGUUUGUGCCUUUCUUUUUGUGGAGUGUGGAAUGGAUAAAAACAUACAUACACUGAUAAAACAAGCAUUAAUUCACACAUAUACAUACAUAACCUGUCUUUCUUGUCGUUAACCUAGCUAUAGCCCUUCAAAGAGUAGUAGGGAUGUAGUGAGUGGUUGGCUGGCUUUCCCUUGUUACCUGGCCAGCUGCCUUGCUAUGUACUUGUACAGAAACAUUUAUUAUGAUACAUUGUCUUCAAGCAGUGCUGAGGCAAAAAAGAAAAAAAAAAUCUCAUAAGUGUGUGUGUGUGUGUGUGCGUGCAUGUGUGUGUGCAUGCAUUUGUGUGUGUGUAAUAAAUAAUGCCUCAGCUAUUAAUGAAUGGAAUGUCAGAGAGGGAAGUAGAGUAUGUAUUACGUUAACUAUUAUAGUGAGUGGACAUUUUAAACUUCAGCCAAAGUUUGGAAUCUCAGUACAGGAGUGACUUACUGCAGUAUACCUUGUCUUGACCUCUUCCUUAGGAAAUUGUUGCAUGCUUUGUUAUCACAGUGACCUAAGGGUGUAGAGAAUAACCAUUUAUGUUGGCCUCUUUCCUUUAUGUGUUUAUAUUUCUACAUUUCUAUUUAGCUUUGUACUUCGUUUUCAAUCUAUUCAAUUCUUAUUUUCUCAGCAUCAUUAGGAGCCAUCAUCAUCAUUAUCAUUAUUAUCAUCACCACCAUUAUAACCAUCAGCAUCAUUAUCACAUUACAGGUGGCAGUGGGGAGUGGUCAUAGUACAAAGAUAUUGAAUGUGCACGGCAGCAUUCCAAACCUCGUGGUGGUAGAUGUAUUAGACAUUUGUAGAGUGAAGUGCAAAUGGCAGGCGUGUGUUCUUCAGCCCCCUUAGCCCAGUGAAGUGAAGGAUAAGGGGUAGUGUGUGAAGGAUGUGUGGCAGGCAUGUUUUGUUCAGCCUCUCUAGCCCCGGGGAAGUGAAGGAUGAGGAACAGUGUGUGAAGGAUGAGUGGAAGGCAUGUGUUGUUCAGCCUUUUCUAGACCUGGGGAAGUGGAGGAUGAGUGGCUGGUGUGUGCUGUUCAGCCUUUUCUAGACCAAGGGAAGUGGAGGAUGAGGAGCGGUGUGGAAGGAUGAGUGGCUGGUGUGUGCUGUUCAUUCCCUCUAGGCCGAGUGAAGUGAAGCAUGAGGGGCAGUGUGGUCCAUCAAGAAGUGCUGGCUGGGAGUGACCACUGAUGCCUCAAUCAAAAGUAACUCAGACAUAGUUGGCUCUGAUUAUCACAUUGUCAUCAUUAUCUCUCUCUCCCCUCCUGCAACCUAAAAGCUGCCUUAUGUAGAUUCAGGAGCUAGUUUUUUGUAGUCUCUUUUUCUAUGUUCUUUUUAUCUUAUUUUUAUAGUAUUUUCAUAAAAUAUACUUGUAUACAGUUUUGCAGAUGUUCACAGUAUAUCAGACAAAUUUUUUUGCUAUUGUUGUAUUGGUAGUGAUGUGACAUUUCCUUUGGUCAUUAAUGGUGGGUGAUAUGCUUUUCCUUUUCACUAGCAGGGCCAGUCAGGGAAGGCAGAAGGAACUCUAGGAAGAUUGCUGUUCUAAAACCAUAUCUCUCUCCAUGCUUACUAAAUUACUUUCAAUGUGAUCAUGAAUACAGAUUUUUCUUUUCCCACAAGAUGAGAUUUAGGGCAGUGUUUUUGUUUCACCACUGAUUCCCACUUCAUUCAUGCUGUGGGAAAAGAAUGAUUACAGAUAGACUUUCUUUCAAGACAAGAUUGUCAGGUGACUUAUAAAUGUUCCCUGAUUAUGUGUAUAUAGAAUGACAUUGACCAGACAUCAUACCCUGAAUGUCUGUUGUCUGCUUCUGAUCUACCAAAUGUGUCAAACAAGCACAGUUGUUAUUUCAUAUAUUACAUAGAGGAGCCUGUUGCUUUUCAUACUCAACAGAAUCUCAUUUCAAACUUUGUGUAUUCUGCUUUGAUUUAGUGGGCUCUUGUUGUUAUUGUUAUUUUUUUAUUACUAUCCCCUUCAAAACUUUAAGUGGAUGUGGCUUCUUUGAACCUGUGACAAAGAGCAAGGGAGAGAGAAAGAGAGGUGGAUGUUAUGGCUUUAAAUGACAAUGUUUCACUAAAUCUGUUACAAUUUAUACUCAUCACUGCUUUCGAGAUUGUUGUUUGGUGGUGGUUCUUGAUAUUUGUGUACAAAAGCAGUUCCAUGGAAAUUUACACACACACACACACACACACACACACACACACACACACACACACACACACACACACACACACACACACACACACUUACAAAUCAAAUUACCACUCCAACAUUUAACCUGUAAGUAUGUAUACAUUUGAAACUUUGCCCAGAAUCUCAGAUCUGAUUAAGUAUUGCCUUUGCUCCACAGUUGGUAGCUAGUGACAAAGUUUGUUGAUUUACAUUUUACAACACAGCAUUGUGCAACAAUAUACUGUACUGUAGUAGACAUAAUGUGUUGUCUUUUGAAUAUGAAGAAUAUGUACUGGUGGUGUGUGUGUUAUGUACAGAUUUGUAGUGAAGAGCGUAGGUAAGUCCAUAUCAUUGGUUAUUUAUAUACUUACAGUUGACAGGUAGGCAUGCAAUAAGGAUGAUUGUGCUCACACAUGGCAGUUGCACCAAAGAAGUAACAAGAGCAGACUGGCAUUUAGCCAGGAAACAAGUGAAAAAUACUUUAAUGUCUCCCAAGAUAACUGCUGCCCUGGCUGGCUGGCUGGCUGGCUGCUGUGACACUGUGAUUUCUUGCUGAGAACCUAAGAAGUGGAGACUCAGGAUGACAUUCAUAUCUCACUGUUUUCUGCCAGAAUGCAAGGUAAUGGUGCUGCAGAUUGCACCUUGAAGUUACUGUGUGUUUACACAUUCACUCUUUGUGCACAUUUAGUGGCCUGGUGCUGCAAUAGUAUGCAUUCUCUGCUCACUAUCAGAUUUAAAUUCAUGGUGGGAUGCAGACUUUGAACAAUUGGACUUGCCUCCUUUCACGUCAUAGAGAAUAGUGAUGGGACAGGCUGAGAGGCUGUGACCUUGUAAUGUAAUAACCCUCUCAGAAACCUAGUCGACAUACCCUAAGCCAUCAUGGUGAGGUAUAUGGCUUAACCCUUCUUAGCUAUUAGGGGAGGCCAGUGGAUUUAUAUAAGAUGACAAAAAAUUAUAACUUUUCUUUGUAAAUAAACCAAGGAUAUAA